This is a messenger RNA of Corvus hawaiiensis (hawaiian crow), 6380 nucleotides long. RefSeq names its product CWF19 like cell cycle control factor 2 (gene CWF19L2). The transcript has 17 exons. The record is from RefSeq and is a predicted model, not a curated record. Bases 541 to 2991 code for a protein of 816 amino acids. Lineage: Eukaryota; Metazoa; Chordata; Aves; Passeriformes; Corvidae. Gene Ontology annotation, biological process: mRNA splicing, via spliceosome. Gene Ontology annotation, cellular component: post-mRNA release spliceosomal complex.
GAAGAAAAGUAAGAAACAAAAAUCUGAAAAGAAGGAUGACUUACUUGAUAGUUCUUCAAUGUUCAACCAUGGACACUCCCAACAACAUGGGAGUUGAACAUGGGUCUGAAGGGCUUGUACAUUUGAUCUGUAAGGAUAUGCCUUCACAUGGAAGGGCACUCUGGCAAAACAGUGCAGAGACUGCAUUUGAAAUCUGGUUGCUGCCUUCUGGCCACAUUGUGGAAAACAUCUUCGCAGCAUUUUUGGUGCGGGUCAGGUGGCACUGUUACUUUGAAUUUUCAGAGAGUUGCUUUUAUGGACUGAAGGAACGUGCAUUAUAAUGAGAUUUAUUUCUCAGGGAUUGAUAUCAGAGAUGAACUAUAAUACCAGUGUGGGAAGUAACCAAAGGCACAAAUGUCCCACAUUCUCCAUGGGAGUAACCAAAACCCUUCAGAUCACAACAGGGACUCCUAGGAUACAACACAGUCCUGGCUGUAACUUCCAUCCAAACUCUGUUACUCCUAAGACAGGUUCAUGUAAAUAACAAAGAAACUCUGUUCAAUGCAGUCCUAUUGGCUUCAAGUGAAAAAUGAUUCUUCAGUUGAAUGGGUUGAGUCAAAUGUGUCACAGUCAGAUGACACAGAAAAGGCUUGGAAGAUCAACAAGCAACCAGAUGCUGCAAAAGAGCCUUCCCUGCAGAGAGAAGAAUGGAUGAAUUUAAACUUCAUGUCAUUGAAAACAACAUCAGUAGCAGCUGUCAAAGGUGAAAGACACAAAGAAAAAGUAUUGGAACGACAGAAAGCUCAAGAACUUCAGCAGGCCAUGCUGUCUGAGAGAGAACUCAAUCCCUAUUGGAAAGACGGUGGUACAGGUUUGCCACCAGAGAAGGAUGAAGAAACUUCAGUUAAGAAAGUUACAGUGGUAGAAGAUGCUGGAUUAAGUUGGCUGCGAAAAUCAUACCAAAGGAUGAAGGAGCAGGCUGAGAGAGAGAAACGGAAUUUUGAGGAAAUUGUAGCUGAGAGAUACGGGUCAGUGGAGGUAUUUCAGUCACGAUUAGAAGAAGCUGAAAAAGCUGCAUCCAAAACGGAAAAUUAUCAUAGAAGUGGAAGAUGGAAGAAGACUGACUAUUCAGAAAGUGAGAAAGAGAAGAAAGAGAGGAAAGAACAGCAUAUUGAAAAAGCGGCCCGAGAUGAAGAUGGUAAAAACAGAAACACAUUUGGGAGCUAUUGGGAGAAGUAUGGCAAGGGGUGGGCACAGGAAGACAAGGGUUACAAAAGAGAUGCAUCAAGAGCAGACCAGGAAUGUGGACACAGUAGAAUGGACUCAGUAUUAAGGGGCUACAGCUCCAAAGCAGAAAAAUACUCCAGUGAAAAACGAAAUCAGGAAAAGAGUUCAUCUCUAAGCAACAUGAAACACAAAUUUUUGAAACCCUCUGAAGAUGAUUUAUCACCUUACAGUGCACCCAGAGACUCCAAGUCCCAGCACUCCUCUUCCAAUCUGUCAGCUCAUAGCUCCUUGAGCAGCCGUUUCCAGAAACCUGGUGAGGAUACUGCACUGUGGACCAGAACACACACAGAAGAUAGCAAUGAGAAAUUAAUACCUGAUCAAAAAUCAUCAGGUACUAGGGAACAAAUUGAUGACAAAAGCUGGAAAAGAGCUCCAAGUGACGAAAAAGAGAGGUCACGACAGGAGCACACAAGCAAUACCUCUGAGAAGAAACAGAUUUUAUCUGACAGUAAAACAUCAUCCUCUAGAUCACCAAAGGAUGAGCCACCUCGAGUCCUUAGUGAAGAGGAGAUGAACAGACUGGGAGCGAGGAUUGUGAAAGCAGAACUCAUGGGAGACACGGAUUUAGCUUCAGAGCUUCAAGCAGAACUUGACAAUGCUCGCAAGUUGAGAGAAACUCAAGGACAGAUUCCAGCAAAGGCUGGCAGAGAGGCUUCAAGGCAUCAAGAAGAUGAACAAGUGGUCCUUGUCAGAACAGAUGGAAGUGGAAGGGCAUGGCCUGUGACAGGACCAGCAGAGCCACUGGAGCCAAAAGGAGGACGAAGAAAGCAGCAGAUGGUCCCUACUCAUGUAGAUAAAGAGAGAGUAAGGUAUUUUCAGGAUGAUGAUAGUAUGAACCUGAAGGAUUUGGUCAAAAAUGAGAAGAUGAGAACAGCAGAGGAUCAAAACUCACUGUUCAUGCGUAUGGCAUCAAAGCUCAUGGAAAAAACUGACAGAGAGUACUACACUCUGGAUGACAUGUUUGUUUCCAAAGCAGCCAAGAGAGCGCGCAGUGGGGAAGAGGAAGAAGUACAAAGAAGAAAAGCAAUCCGUGAGCACCAGCAACUUGCUGCACGCAUGGAAAAGUGCCCCUACUGCUUUGAUAGCAGUGAACUUUCUAAACAUCUUAUUAUUGCAAUUGGCACCAAGGUGUACUUGUCUCUACCAAGCAGCCAGUCCCUUACUGAAGGUCACUGCCUGAUAGCCCCUCUACAGCACCAUACUGCAGCCACUCUUUUGGAUGAAGACAUCUGGGAAGAAAUCCAGAUGUUCCGAAAUGCAUUGGUGAAAAUGUUUGAAGCUCAAGACUUGGACUGUGUGUUCCUAGAAACAAACAUGAGUAUGAAGAAGCGGUAUCAUAUGGUAUAUGAAUGCAUUCCUCUUCCAAAAGAAGUAGGAGAUAUGGCUCCAAUCUACUUUAAGAAAGCGAUAAUGGAGUCUGAUGAAGAGUGGUCCAUGAACAAGAAGUUAAUUGACCUUUCUUCAAAAGAUAUUCGGAAAUCUGUUCCUAAAGGAUUGCCAUACUUUUCUGUGGACUUUGGCCUUCAAGGAGGAUUUGCUCAUGUGAUUGAAGAUCAACACAAUUUCCCUCAUUACUUUGGAAAGGAAAUUAUUGGUGGCAUGCUGGACUUGGAACCACAGCUCUGGAGAAAAGGAAUCAGACAGAACUUUGAGGAACAGAGGAAGAAGGUGUUACAGUUUGCACAGUGGUGGAAACCGUAUGACUUCACCAAAAAGAAGGAAUGAGAACAGCCUGGAGUCGAGGACUAUAUAAGCCAUAAAUUCUGCUAAAGGAUACUUCAGAUGUUAAGGAUAACACCAAUGUGUUACGUGUUGCUAAUAUAUUUUAAAGUAUAGGAUAUUGUUUAAUUGCUGAUGAUCUGUUUCGGACACUGGAUCACAUGUACCUGCAAGCCUGAAAAACCAGAUUUGUACAGUGAGUUUAGUUUCUCCUUUUUCAGCUGAGCCAAAAGGAUAAUAUCUAUGUGGCCAUUUGAGUUCUUAAAAAUGUAACUUUUGCUUUUGGAGUUUUUAUAAUCUUUGAGACAACUGAUAUUUUUUUUAUAUUGUAUUUAGCCAGUGCUUAAUUAUCAUGGUGAACUUUUGUAGAAAAUGGUGUAUCUUUUAAGAAUGUUUUGGUUAAUACAAAUACAUUGCUGCAGAACGAAAUUGUACAGAAAAUAGUUUUCUGGUUUUUGUGUCCUUGUGGUCUUUAAGUUGAGGUCAUUGCAGUAACACAAACAUUCAUAAAGGAUGUGACUGAUAAACCUGCUGUUGCCCUCCUGCAGAAGAAUGAAUGCAAUUUUUUGUACUUUCUUGCAAUAUGAAGUAGUGUGUUUCAAGCACAAAGGAUAAUAAGACAGUCCAUAGCUGGUGGCAAUUGAUAGCUUUAAUAGUAACAGUUACUCUGAUUACAGUAAAAGAAGAAUCUCAAGGGAAAAUGCUCUCUGAUGGCCAACAACGAAGAAAAUCAUUACAGGGAUCUCCCUAGGUGAUUCUUCUCCCCUGGGCAUCCCCUGUAGUGCCACAGGUGGUUUGCCAUAAUACUUUGCCCUAAUAGUUUUCAUCAAGACCAGCUCAAAAUCCCUGCUUGUUUUUCCUGCUUGUGAUGCCAUUAGAGCUGGUUGAAGCGUGCUCUGACCAGAGGCAAGAGUUGCAUGUUAAUUGAUUGUUAAGCAUGGAUGUCACUAGGAAAUGCCUGCAUGCUAUUUCAGUGACCACUUUCCACCAUUUUAUUUGCCAGAUUUUGUUUUUUCUUUUGUGUAAAAGUUAGGAAAUGAGAGUAGGAAGUGUGAGGUGGGGAAAGGAUGAUUCUUGCAUCAGUGUCCACCACUUCCUGUGGAAACCCUGACACAGCAGGCUUGGGCUUUGCAGGUGCAGAGCUGGGAGAACAAGGAGAACAGGAGACAAGGACAGAAGGACAUGGAUAGAAACAUUGCAGCAGCACAAGGGAAAGGGUGCAGACUUGUGUACAGUGCUACAGGGAGGGGCUGCAAAUGAUGGAAGGUGGAAGGCCCUUGGUAUAGGAGAUGUUAAGGCUUUGUGUAACUGUCUCAACAUGCUUCCUGUGUCUUUUCCUGCUGAACUAUCGCUCUGUACAACGCUGUUAACUAUUGUGAACUGCUCAGGUUAAGAAAUGGAUCACGAAAUAUUACAGGGUUGAUGACAUGUUCAUUUCUAGUCCCUUGGUGGUCUUUUGCAGCUUUGCUGAAGAGCUGGCGCUUUCCCUGUUCCUACCCCACUGCCACAUUUUGGCAAAUAAGUCUGGUAGAGAUAAAAAUCUGCUGUGUUGUGAGUUAUUUUCUGUAGGAUCUUUGUCAAUUGGUGUCACUGCAAGAGAAAUAACUUAAAAGUAAGCUUUGAUGAUAAUUUUAGUGAUUUAAUGUCUGAUUUAUACUGUGUUCACCAGCAAGCCAUGGAUAAAAGGGACAGUUCUACUGUUCUCCAGUAUGUUUUGAUUUUCCUUAGGCUACUGGGAAGAUUACUUAGCAAAUAGGAUGUGAAAUAGUAGCUGCCAGUAGUUGCUUAGAAUGUGGUAAUGCUGAACCAAAUUUAGCUAAAGUGCAGUCUUUGGUGGUGUAAAGCAUGACUAAAAAUUGUUUUCUCUGAAAACAUAUGUAGCCUCCAGUCUCAUCUGCCCCCUGGGAUGGCAGCUGGAAGCAGCAGAGGUGACUGUCUUUUAAGGCCAUGGAAAAGUCUUUAUCCAGUGCUGUGCUGGAAAUGCAAUUCUGCUGACGUGACUUCUCUCAGAAUUUGUGUUCCUCAAGGGAAGUGCUGUGUUUUCCAAAGGAUAUCCAACUUGUAUGUAGAAAAGCCCUCUGACUCGUGGUCUGUGCAUAUUUUAUUAUUCUGGUUUCAGCAAAACUACUGGUAUUCUUUGGGAAGGACUCUGGAAUAUGGGAGAAGGGUAACUCAAGCUGGUGAUACAGGAGAAUGUUUCUUACCCUGUUAGAAGAUUUUAGAAUGGGAGACUGUGUUUUCCACAUACACUGAGAAUAGUUUGUUCUUGUAAUUGGUCACAGACCAGACAUGCAUAUUGUCAGUUUAACCUGUUCCUCUUCAUUAGUAUCUCUAAAUAUUCAUGAGGCCAUGACAGUCAACACAGCUUGUUAGGGCACUUGUGGGAGGCAUGGUAUGAUUAGACUUCAGUACUUACUCUUAAAAGUAUUGAAAUAUUUUAAAUAGACCUCUUUCAUCUGGAAGAAUACCCAAUAACUAAGUUCUUUGGCACUAAGAGGUAGAAAAUAUAAAUUCAGGUGUCUUUAGGGAAAACAGGGAUUGGAAGCUUGGUUUCUUACAUUGUUAUAAAUAUGCUUCUAUGUACUCUUUUGUGUGACCAGGGAGGAAAAGGAUCUUCUUUCUUCAGGUGAAUCUACAAGUGUGAUUUAACAGGCAUCGGAUUAUAUCCAUGUCCUGCCCUGUGUUACAGGAAUAUUGUGUAAUAUGUGCUGCUACUCUUCUGAAAGGAAAAAGUGUUAAUAGUAAUUCUUACGGCAGUUCACCAAUCACUUGAAAUCUCAUGAAAGAAGAGAAAUUUUGAUGGUUCCCUUGAGAGUUCUUUCUUCAGCAUUUCCUGUUUUCUGCAUUUGUCAUUUUAUCAUUAAAGUAUGUUUUUCUAAUUCUGACUGGACUACUUAUGAAAAGUCACGGAAACAUAGGCUGCUGUGCUCUUGCUUUAAGUGUAGCUGUUUUGUAAACAAGAUCUUUAAUAUCCUAGGUAAACUAGGACUAGGUACUAGAGUACAAGACAUCUUUACCUGCAAGCAUCUUUACCCUCCCUGGCUCCUGGGUGUUACCUAAGCACUGUACAUAGAGGCACAUCUCGCACAUUGGUUACGUUAGAGAAAGCAGAGUCUGAGCUCUUGAUGGGUGGGUAGUUGUAAAAAGUUCAUUCCUCAGUGCUCAAGCUGCAUGUGCCUUUGUACAUGCAGUCUGAGGGCAGCAGGCUGAAAUUGCUCUGAUGAGCCAACUUUAAGUUCUGUAUUAGAAUUGAAAAUGCAUUAAUUCAUUAUUUUAAAAUUUUUAGCUUUUGUAAAGCAAGUACACUACAGCAUACAUGCAGUAAAAACAAAUUUUGCAAAAACCCACAAGCACAAUUAACAUUUUAGAAUAAAGUUGAAGAUACUCUUCAUGGA